AUGGAUGUAGAGGAAGUCAUAAGCCAGUCCGCUAAUUGGAGCUCUGCUGUUAUUUGCAUGGUGCUUGGAGCAAACCCACCCAUGGCUAUGUUUGAAGGGUUUAUCAAAAGGGUUUGGGGUCAUUUAGGGAUUGUGCAGAUAGCAAGGAUGACAAUGGGUUUGACAAUGAUUAAAUUUAAUAAUGAAGCCACAAGGGAUCAGGUUUUGGAAACUGGAAUUUUACACUUUGACAGAAAACCAGUGAUUAUUCGACCCUGGUCUCCAGACUUGAGUGCAUUUCGAUUGAUUCGGUCAGUCCCCCUUUGGAUCCGACUACAAGAUCUUGAUCUCCAAUAUUGGGGAAGCAAAUGCCUUAGUUCUCUUGUUAGUACCUUAGGUAAGCCAAUCAUGGUGGACAAGUUUACUCGAGAACGAUCUAGAGUUCAGUUUGCUAGAGUUAUGGUGGAGAUGGAAGUCAAUGAUAACCCACCCAGGAAAAUUCAGUUUUUGAACGAGCAUGGUCAGUUAGUUGAACAAGGGGUUGAAUAUGAAUGGUUACCUGUGAAAUGCAAAGCUUGUGCUGGGUAUGGCCAUUCAAUGGCUGACUGCCAUAAGGAGUAG
Molecule: messenger RNA, 600 nt
Organism: Humulus lupulus (European hop)
Lineage: Eukaryota; Viridiplantae; Streptophyta; Magnoliopsida; Rosales; Cannabaceae
Exons: 1
Coding region: 1-600 (199 amino acids)
Source: RefSeq, a predicted model, not a curated record